Molecule: messenger RNA, 594 nt
Organism: Charadrius vociferus (killdeer)
Lineage: Eukaryota; Metazoa; Chordata; Aves; Charadriiformes; Charadriidae
Product: small conductance calcium-activated potassium channel protein 2-like
Exons: 4
Biological process (GO): potassium ion transmembrane transport
Cellular component (GO): neuron projection; plasma membrane; neuronal cell body
Molecular function (GO): calmodulin binding; small conductance calcium-activated potassium channel activity
Source: RefSeq, a predicted model, not a curated record
GGUGCUGGGUGCACUGCACUGGUGGUAGCUGUGGUGGCAAGGAAGUUAGAACUUACCAAAGCUGAAAAACAUGUGCAUAAUUUCAUGAUGGACACCCAGCUAACUAAAAGAGUGAAAAAUGCAGCGGCCAAUGUACUCAGGGAAACAUGGUUAAUUUAUAAAAGUACAAAGCUGGUUAAAAAGAUAGACCAUGCGAAAGUAAGGAAACAUCAACGAAAAUUCUUGCAAGCUAUUCAUCAAUUAAGAAGUGUAAAAAUGGAACAAAGGAAACUGAACGAUCAAGCCAACACUUUGGUGGACCUGGCAAAGACUCAAAACAUCAUGUAUGACAUGAUUUCUGACUUAAAUGAAAGAAGUGAAGAUUUUGAGAAGAGAAUUGUUACUCUGGAAACUAAACUGGAAACUUUAAUUGGUAGCAUUCAAGCUCUCCCUGGACUGAUUAGCCGGACAAUCAGCCAACAACAGAGGGAUCUCCUUGAGGCUCAGAUAGAAAAUUAUAAAUAUGUUGCCUACAGUGCUGAGCAAUCGUGGUCUUUGUCAAGAAGAAGGAGAUACUGCUCCACAGCACCACCAACUUCAUCAGAGAGUAGCUAG